CUUAAGAAUUUCAUCCGCCAUGGUACGCCCCUCCGUUGUCCACCCCUCUAUCGUUCCCUGCUCUGCCUACCUUGUCUACCACACAUUUCCUUUGGUGUGUUUUUGUUUCUUCUCCCUCACACAAACGAAUAAUUAUCCCAUUCCUUUUUUUUCUUCUACUUGAAACUCAUUCGUUUUUUACUUGUUUACUUCGUGACUAUCUUUCCAAAAUUCCCUAUUUGAUCCACACUUUCAUAUACCUUAGUCGACUUUACGGCAAUUUUGCAACAACCUUGCAACAACCGCAUUUUGGCACAUGUCCCGCUGAUAUCAUAUUCUUUGAACAGGCAAACAGGCUAGGGUAACCAACUACGAAGAACCCUCGCGGAAACAUGAAUAUUCUCCCCCGCAACCUGCGCAACAAAAAACCAUGGGCCACGUAAGCGAGCCCGGACACACGGCCGGCAACGGUCAUCGGAACAACAUCCCCGAGACCUACUCCGCUCAGCCCGGUGAUAUACAGAAUCAAAACCGUGUCGCACAAGCCGAUGCCGCCGCCGCCCACCAUGCCGAGGUCAACCAGAACAUCUCCGGAACACAUUCGAACAAGAGCAAAAGCAGAGUAGACGAUACCCACGCCGCUAAAAUCGUACAAGAGGAAAACGAGAAUAGGAAUAAGUUUCCCAGGUAUCCCGGUCUAGAGAGGUGGGAGCUGCUUGAGAAGAUGGGAGACGGGGCGUUCAGUAAUGUCUACCGAGCAAAAGACCUCGAACAGAAUGCUGGUGAGGUUGCCAUCAAGGUCGUCCGAAAAUUUGAAAUGAACAACAUGCAGGGCCAUAAACAUCUACAUCCGGAUUUCAAGAAGGUUCCGAAGGCAGCAGAGCGAGCAAAUAUAUUAAAGGAGGUUCAAAUCAUGCGCCAGCUGGACCACCCUCAUAUCAUCAAACUGGUCGACUUUUCGGAGUCAAAGCAAUAUUAUUAUAUAAUCUUGGAGCUAGCACCUGGUGGAGAGUUAUUCCAUCAGAUUGUGCGACUCACCUAUUUCAGCGAAGAUCUCUCAAGACACGUUAUCGUGCAAGUCGCAAAAGCCCUCGAGUACCUUCACGAGGAGAAGGGUGUCGUACAUCGUGACAUCAAACCUGAAAACAUCUUAUUCAGUCCGAUACCACUCGUCCCAUCGAAAAAACCCACGCCAAAACAACCUGGCGAUGAAGAUAAAGUGGAUGAAGGCGAAUUCGUCAAGGGAGUCGGAGCAGGAGGAAUCGGCAAGAUCAAGAUCGCUGAUUUCGGUCUGUCGAAGGUUGUAUGGGAUGACCAAACCAUGACGCCAUGUGGCACUGUUGGUUAUACAGCCCCUGAGAUAGUCAAGGAUGAGCGUUACUCCAAGUCGGUGGAUAUGUGGGCCCUCGGCUGCGUAUUAUAUACAUUAUUAUGCGGUUUCCCACCAUUCUACGACGAAAGUAUCGAGGUGCUUACGGAAAAGGUUGCAAAGGGGCAAUAUACUUUUCUAUCACCAUGGUGGGACGAAAUCUCCAAAUCUGCUCAAGAUUUAAUCACGCAUCUUCUUUGCGUCGACCCUGACGAGCGGUAUUCGAUCAAUGAAUUCUUGAGCCAUCCGUGGGUACAAGGAUCCGGACCUACACCUCGUGAGGAAAAGAAGGCGAAUGCAGAAGUGUUACGCGCAUUCGACGCCGGACGACUCAUCGAUGGCGAGCGCCGCAUGGACUUCAGGUCGCCAGGUGCGGUAAACCUCCGAGAGAUUUUCGAUGUCGGAUACUCGGUACAUCGGCAAGAAGAAGAGGCCAAGCGGAGAAAGCAGAUCGGCGUCAAGGGUGCUGCACCGUCGCGAUUGGCUGGUCUUGACGAAGAUUCGGAGGAGGAGGAAUCGGACCCAGAAUAUGUGCAUAAAGCCGAGUCGCAAUCGCUUGAGCAGAGCAUGCGUAAGACGCAUAUUGGUAAGGAGCAAGAACGUGGCCGACGGCAGGAACGACAAUCCGAUAGAGAACAAAAAGGAUAUGGUCAACAUAGCGCCGCCGUCGCGCAAGCCGCUCGGCAGCAGGUUCGUGAUCGAAAUAAGCAGCGAGGAGCUUUCGAACUCAAUCUAGAUGGGGCGACGUUACUUGGUAGACGAGCCGCAAAACCUGCAACCGCUAGCGUUGGUGGCUUAUAGGGCAAGACAGCUGACAAGCAGGAAGUUGAUACUGAGGAGAAACAUGAUCACGACGGUUGUUGUUGGCAUUGACUUAUUGAUUCUAAGAACAUCUGGGCCGAGUUUCUGAGACGAGCGCGGAGAACGGAUUUCGGAGGCAUCGAGGCAUGUGAUAUUGGUUUAAAUGAGCAACACGGGGAGUUCUUGUGGCUUUUUGUCUUUUUGCAACAUUGAUCCGCAGCGCUUCACACAUAGGACUAGGCGUUCCCGGAAUCGAGAUACAUAUUUCGCCCUUUUCAAUUGACGGUGCUUCGAUGUGAAUAAAAUUAAGUUGUCCCUACAUUCCUCGUGAUGAUAAAUUUGGCCUGGCUGUUUACGGUAUUGGUUUUCCAAUCCUACAUGUUGCUAUAGCUGUCUCCCUUGGUAGUAUAUUGGCGGCGCAUCGCCGUCCCCAGCAUUUCUUGAUUAAAUUUGAGACACUGCGGUCCUUCGGUGCA
Molecule: messenger RNA, 2625 nt
Organism: Daldinia loculata
Lineage: Eukaryota; Fungi; Ascomycota; Sordariomycetes; Xylariales; Hypoxylaceae
Product: CAMK/CAMK1 protein kinase
Exons: 4
Coding region: 410-2149 (579 amino acids)
Biological process (GO): protein phosphorylation; mitotic DNA damage checkpoint signaling
Cellular component (GO): nucleus
Molecular function (GO): ATP binding; protein serine/threonine kinase activity
Source: RefSeq, a predicted model, not a curated record